CCACGCCACGCCGCCUGCGUCUAACCAACUCUCCUCAUCCACUUUGCGCUUCCCACCCAACGCCCACUUCCCCUUGCUUCGCGUUGGCGCCAUCCAUGGCAGUGCAGGCGCGCCACCUCUCCCACGCUUUCCCCCCCUACCUCCACUCCUUCAGGGCUAUGGACGACGUGGGGGUGGUGCCGGGCACGGCGUUCUUCGACGAGUACGGCUUGAGCGCGCCGGCGCCAGGGCUCGGCGGCACGCCGGUGCUCGGUGACUUCCCGCGCAGCGAGCUGACGUGCAACUACGGUUUCGAGCCGAGGAAGCGGCCGCGCGUGACGGCGGAGGCGGCGGGUUCCUUGGAGGAUCGCAGCGUGGUCCUGCCCCCGGCGGUGGCGCAGGAACUUGUGGCGGCAGUGCCAGUGGGCAACGGGCAGAGAAGGGCGGCGGGUUCCGGCACGGCGUCCACGAGCGGGAGAUUGGCCAAUGGCGCCGCCGUCUCGCAGCCGCAGGGCCUCCUGUCGAGGCUGUGCUACCACCAGGACGCGGAGAUCGACGCGCUCCUAACACUCGAGAGCGAGAGGAUGCGCGCGGUGCUGGAGGCGGCCCGGCGCAGGCACGCCCGGGCGCUGCUGGCGGCCGUGGACCGCGCCGCGUCGGGGCGGCUGCGCGCGGCGGAGGCCGAGCUGGAGCGCGCGCUCCGCCACAACGCGGAGCUGGAGGAGAAGGCCCGGCAGAUGGGGGCCGAGUGCCAGGCGUGGAUGGACGUCGCCCAGAGCCACGAGGCCGUCGCCGCCGGCCUCCGCGCCACGCUCGACCAGCUCCUGCAGUCGCCUCGCGCGGCAGCCGGCGCGAUUGGCGCUGCCCGCGAGGGUGACGCCGAGGACGCGCAGUCGUGCUGCUUCGAGGCGCCGGCGGCGGGCGCCGGCGCGGCGUCCAGGACCGCAGCGUCGUCGUCGUGCAGGGCGUGCGGCGGCGGGGACGCGUGCGUGCUGCUGCUCCCGUGCCGGCACCUGUGCCUCUGCCUCUCGUGCGAGGCCGCCGUGGACGCGUGCCCCAUCUGCGCCGCCGCCAAGAACGCCUCGCUCCAUGUCCUGCUGUCCUGAAGCCUCCAGCAUCAUCCGAGCACACACGGUGCACGCGUCCCUCGCUCUAUUCUCGCCGUCCACACCAGAUCGCUCGAUCAGACAAGAUGCCAAUGAUCAGAAUUGCAGUCUGGAAGCUGGGAAAGAGUGGCGCAAGAGCGACAGCGAAUCAGCGCAAGAGAGACUGGAAUUGUUCUUGCGACACCGUUGCCAAGAUGACCUAACCUGCACGAAAAAGUGAAUGGAGUUUGGCAUCCAAGAAAAAUGGAAUCGUGGCUCUGAUCCUCAGUUCAGUUACCGGACCGGCAAAAAUGGUGUACCAGCAAGUGUUAUGGGAAGAGUUGCAGUGUUCGUCAAGGAGAAGCAAAUUUGGUUGGUUCAUGAAUAUGGAAGCUGGGGUUGGUUCUCAGGGUACCAUGUAAAAGCCAGCUUUCCAUGCAGACAGUUCUGAAUAUUGAACAUCUCAGGCGUUUUAGACUUCAGAGUUUACUGCAGGCGUUCUUUCUGAGAAGUUCGGCAACAAUUUAACGAACCGUCAGAAUCAAUUGUUCCGGCAUCAUCAGUCUUCUGACGACCAAUGGAUAUGGCCUCAAAAUUGCAUGGCAAAUCAAAAUUCUGCUUUAGAGCUGUAUGUGUAGCGAGCGAACAUCGGUGUUCCAAGGAGUUCAGAUGACUGCAACGAUCAAGGCGUUACCACGAAAUGCAACACAGAUUCUGAACGGUACAAGGGCCGAAAACUGCUGCAGAAAUGAGACCAGCAAAGAGCCAGAGACUACAAAGUAACUGCAGGAAGCGAUCUCUAUCCGGGCAAAAGCUCUGCAACGUUACUGUGUAUGCUAUCCAAGAUCCAGCGUGUACUGCUGCUUCAAGUUCUUGGCAUGUGCAGAUGAGGCUGCGUAAUCACAGUUGCCCGGAGCCGGGGCCGGCAUGGAACAAAACACUGCUGGAGACGUUCUGAUUUCUCUAGCAUUGCACUCUGAAAGGGAACAUCUGAUUAGGGACUUUGUCUUGUCCCGGAACUAUUUCCUGGCCAUAUGUCGCCUUUGGCAGCAUGGCGAUUGUGCAUGGCCAAGACUCAGAGCGUUGGGCCUUUGUGAUACAUGCAUGUUCCUAUGUGUCGUGGUCACUUAAUUUCCCUCGUCAGCGACGAGUUCGUUUUUUUUUUUUGCCCCUUGUGAAACAUAACGUGCAUGAGCAUUCUUUUUUCAUUUUAGCUGAAAGAUCAUUUGGAUUUCAUCAGAACAAGUAUAUGCAUAUGCCGUCCAAUCAGGUGCAUCAUAUGCUCUCCCAUUCGCUUAGUAUUUUGUCUUUUUUCCUAUACCGGAGAUGAAGUUGAGUUA
Molecule: messenger RNA, 2404 nt
Organism: Setaria italica (foxtail millet)
Lineage: Eukaryota; Viridiplantae; Streptophyta; Magnoliopsida; Poales; Poaceae
Product: probable BOI-related E3 ubiquitin-protein ligase 2
Exons: 3
Coding region: 96-1085 (329 amino acids)
Molecular function (GO): ubiquitin-protein transferase activity
Source: RefSeq, a predicted model, not a curated record